AGCUGCCCCAGCCCUGGCUCCGCCGGGCACCCAGGGGUGCGGCGCGGGGGGCGGGCCGGGGCGGGACUGCUCGGCUCGGCACGGCUCGGCACGGCUCGGCACGGCUCCCAUGUGCACAGCCUGCGGGCUGCCCGACCCCCGACCGACAGCGGCAAGGAAACUAAAGCAAGGCUUCAGGAGGCGAGAUAGAGGUGUGAGCUGAUCGCCCCGGAGAGACAAGGCGAGAAGGAGGUGCUUCCUUCGGUGCCGAGGCUGUUUGCUGGCUUAGCAUCAUUGCAGACGAGCUGUUACUCCACCAGCGAGGGGUGUUUCACCUUCGUUCAACCCAUCAGGCCACCGCAGCAAUUCAAGCCCCAUCAUCUGCCUCCGCCCGGGGAAACUGGAGGCGCAGAUGUCGUGGCACCCGCAGUACCGCAGCUCCAAGUUCCGCCACGUGUACGGCAAGGCCGCCAGCAAGGACAAGUGCUACGACUGCGUGCCCAUCACCCACAGCGUCCAUGACAACCACUUCUGCGCCGUCAACCCGCACUUCGUGGCGGUGGUGACCGAGUGCGCAGGCGGAGGGGCCUUCCUCGUCAUCCCCAUCCACCAGACAGGGAAGCUCGACCCACAUUAUCCCAGAAUAUGUGGGCACAAAGGAAACGUUCUGGACAUCAAGUGGAACCCAUUCAAUGACUUUGUAAUAGCCUCGUGUUCAGAAGAUGCCACUGUUAAGAUCUGGGACAUCCCCAAGCACUUGCUAACAAGAAACAUCACCAAUCCGAAGAAGGAACUUCUUGGGCAUGCUCGAAGGGUGGGCCUCAUUGAGUGGCAUCCUACUGCCGAAAACAUCCUCUUCAGCUCCGGCUAUGACUACAAGAUAAUGAUCUGGAACAUUGACACGAGGGAGGCUGUCAUCUCGAACCCAGUGAAGAUCCUCGACGCUCACAAGGAUGUGAUACUCUCCAUGUCAUUCAACACAGACGGUAGCCUCCUUGCCACAGCCUGCCGGGACAGAAAGAUCCGUGUCAUAGAACCUCGUUCAGGAACAGUCCUACAGGAAGCCAGCAACAAGUCUCACAGAGUCAAUAAAGUCUUGUUCCUUGGAAACAUGAAAAAGCUGCUCUCUACUGGAACAUCUCGGUGGAAUAAUAGGCAAAUUGCAUUGUGGGAUCAAAAUGACCUUUCUGUGCCUUUAGUGGAGGAGGAUCUGGAUGGCUCCUCGGGGCUCCUGUUUCCCUUCUAUGACUCAGACACGAACAUGCUUUACGUUGUUGGAAAGGGUGAUGGAAAUAUACGGUACUAUGAGAUAAGCCCUGAGAAGCCAUAUCUGAACUACCUGACGGAAUAUCAUUCUCAUUUACCACAGAAAGGAAUUGGAAUGAUGCCAAAAAGAGGCCUUGAAGUGUCGGCUUGUGAGAUUUUCCGUUUCUACAAACUGAUCCCAACUAAAAGCUUGAUAGAGCCUGUCUCCAUGAUUGUGCCCCGACGGUCGGAGACAUACCAGGAAGACAUCUACCCCUUGACCACUGGAGCCCAGCCAGCACUGACAGCGCAGGAGUGGCUGAACGGUAUUAACAAAGGACCUCUCUUGGUGUCCUUGAGACCAGGCUCUGGAAAUGUGGAUUCCUUACCACAAUAUCUCGAGCCUGAGCCACGGCUGAAAACUACUGACCAUUACCAAGGCCGGGGAGAAGCAAUGGCACCAGCGGAGACGCAGAAGAAAAGUGAAAUCCAAGACAGUGGAAAGCAGCUGGAAGUGAGGGAGAGGUUGCCAAAAAAGGACCAAACGCAUCUUUCCAAUGGCUUUGACGUAUUUGAGUGCCCACCACCAAAAACUGAAAAUGAGCUUCUGCACAUGUUUUACCGACAACAGGAAGAAAUACGUAGACUGCGUGAGGUGGUAAACCAGAGAGAUGUCCAAAUUAAACAGAUGGAGCUGGAGCUCAGAAACCUCCACAUGGUCAUUGGCAUGUACUGAGGGUGCUGGCCUUGCAGCUCUUUGCACCUCCACAGCCGCAGCAGACUCCACUUCCUACAGAGAACUUCUAGAUUUUUUGUCUGGGGGAAAAACUGAUGCUUCAGGCAGCAUGGACUUUCUUGGCUUGUGAUGGUCACAUUUUCCCAUUCGACACCACACAGUUAUUGAUGGACUUGAUGAGCUUCUUCAGAGUCCUCUUGCUUGUCACUCACUCAUGUCAGAAGAUCAUGCACUAAUGGUAGUAAGACUUUGGAAAAUCUUGCUCUUCUCAUCCUGGAGGAACCACCUGUCAAGCUCUAGGACCACAACCUGUUUUGCUGCCCCUACGACAUGAGGAUGGGAGAGUGAAGGCAGCUGCUGGCUUCUUUUCCCACCCCCAGACACAACAGCGUGGCUCCCGUGACUGCUGUCCUCCUGCCCUGGGAGACAGCUCUGCAGCUGACUCCAAAGCAAUCCUUACGGCCCUCUCUUGCCUCACAACUUGGCCCUGCAGCUUGUGGCUUGCCAAAGCUGCAGCUACCUUGACCUGGUGCUGGGGAUAAUCCUGCUCGAUGCAGGAGGUUGCACUGGGGCUGCCAAGGGCCAGCACUUCGGUGAUACGUGAAGGAGGAUUGUCUGUUUGGAGUUCCCACUCUAAAGGGGCAAUGAUGCGGGCUGUUUCCCACCAGAGAAGCUGCAGGUCUCUGGGCCCUUUCAGCCAGUGGCUUCUUCCCCUCCUUCUACCAAAGACGCCCAGCCUGCUGCAUACCCUUCAGCAACAGCGCUGGAAGUGCAGUCUCGAUGACGGGUGGAUCAUGGGAUCAUGGCCAGCCACAAACAGCCUUUCCUGAUUGAUGAGUUGUUGCAUGUCCUUGUGCCCACAGCUGCUGCUUCCUUAGCUCCCAGGUGCCAGCACCUCGUCCCGUGUCUGCAGACACCUGUGGCUCUGCGCUCCCCCUUCCAGACUGUGCUGCUCCGUCCCCUGCACCUCUCUCUUUCACCUUGGGCAAGACCAGCUGCAGGCUGCAGGUCCCAUCCUCGGUUUCAGAGCUGGCACCUGCGAACACAUUUAUGCAGGCUGUCCCCGUUGUGCAGAGCUGGGUAAGCAGCUGCACAGAGGAAGAGCAUGGACACCCCCGUGCCUUGCUGGUGUCUGGGGGUCUCCUCUCAUUUACUCCUGAGGGCUGCGGGCUGAUGGGGCAGAUUAUGAAGAGAACAUGCUGUCAGCAGCCGCGGGGUCUGAGUGCAGCAGCAGCUCCCGAGGGGGGAAUGAUUCUCCUUGCCCCAAAUGCAGAGCUGAGGCAGACAUCCUUGUCCCAGACAGAACAAGCAAAUACUGUUUAAUCUGUAACUGUGCACAUCUGUUGUGGCACAUACAGGAGUGAAUAGUAUUGCCUGCUGGUUCCCUGAAGCCUGAUUUUUUUUUUUUUUUUUUUUUUUUUUUUCCGAAGUUAAAAAUAAAAAAUCUGUAUAAUCAGAAGUUCCUGCAAACAUAACUCCCCCUAUGAAGGGGAUUAAAGGCUGUGCACUGCCUGUGCUCAUGUGAGAUGCUCUUCUGGCUACCACUGAAAGCAGUAGUCAGGAGGGAACUCAUGGGCACUAAAUGCUCACAUAUCAGAAUCAUACAAAGACUUUGGCAUCUCAUUUUCUCCACAGCAAAAUCUUUACCCAGCUUUCAAAAAUAUUUAAUUCAUUUCUAACACAGCAGCAACAGAUGUGGGUGCUAAAACAUCGUCAACAUUUUUUGUCUCUGAAACAUUACAGAGGGGAUAGAUGUUAUUUUUCUUUCAGGAAAAGCCCUUUAGCAUCGGUCACUUAUUUAACACUACUCUUUUUGUAAAAAAAAUAAAUAUAUAUAUAUAUAUAUUUGCAACAACAUUGUUGAACCAACUUCAGCUCAUUUCAAGUCUUCUAGAGUGGACUUUCCUGCACCCUGUGCACACUCUGCAGCAUGCAGAUGUAUGCGAAAACAGCUCACCCCAGACACAGCUUUAAAUCCAACAUGAAUCUUACCCUAGAAGCGAUCAGGCUUUUUCUCACCAAAGAGAUCAGCUAGAUAAGAAAUCUCGUAGCUCACAGUUUUUCAGCCAUGUCAAGCAGGCCUGACAGCUUCGGACUUCAAAGCCAUUUUCACCGAGUUUAGUCCAGGAAUACGACACUGUUUUUCAAGCUAUUGCCAUAGCAGGUAUGAAGAAGUGCUUGACACAACCCCAGCACUCCAUGUGAUAUGACACUUUCCCUGCCACCAUGUUGGGUUUUGUUCGCUGGAAAUUUUUUGCUUAUUUUUCAUACAGAAUAAAUUAUUUAAAUUAUUUCCAA
Messenger RNA from Anas platyrhynchos (mallard), 4258 nucleotides. RefSeq names its product coronin 2A (gene CORO2A). NCBI's taxonomy places the organism in Eukaryota, Metazoa, Chordata, Aves, Anseriformes, Anatidae. The record is from RefSeq and is a predicted model, not a curated record. Gene Ontology annotation, molecular function: actin filament binding.